Nicrophorus vespilloides is the source of this 1194-nucleotide messenger RNA. Its product is annotated as ras-related protein O-RAL-like. Lineage: Eukaryota; Metazoa; Arthropoda; Insecta; Coleoptera; Silphidae. Bases 383 to 1009 code for a protein of 208 amino acids. The record is from RefSeq and is a predicted model, not a curated record. Gene Ontology annotation, molecular function: GTPase activity; GTP binding; GDP binding. Gene Ontology annotation, cellular component: plasma membrane. Gene Ontology annotation, biological process: Ras protein signal transduction. The transcript has 4 exons.
UGAUUUAUGUUGUGAUCAUUUUAAGUUCAACAAGUAAACAAGUUUAAAAAUGAUGAAAUCUAUUUCCCCCGAGAUGGUGCUGUUACAGUUUUUGCGCGUUUCUGAUUGAGCGCACGGGAUGUCAUAGCUUAAAUUAUGUGUAAUGUUGCAUAAGUUGCAUAUUGCUAGUCGCUGAUAAAUUCACAAAAAGAGUAUUUACCAGUUUAAUAAAUAUUCUUCUCUGAAAUUUUUAAACUCUUAUAAAGUUUCAUCAAUAAUCUAGCACAUGUGCAGAUUGAUAAUUGGAUACAAGUGAAUAGUCGUCAACAAAUCGCAAAAUCUGCACAGAUCCAAUCGAUACUUAUUCAGUAUACAUCUGUUCAUCAGACUCGCCGCUCCCAAGAUGACCGAGGCAAAUCAAGAGGACAACGAAAUCGCUCAGGAUGAUGCGAUUGAUGAUACCGGCGCCGGCAAUAUCGUUGACGAGGAGGAAGAGGACGAGUACGUACCGGAGCCACCGCGCCCCAGCUAUCACAUUGUGCUAGUUGGUGACCAAGGUAUAGGCAAGUCUGCUUUCAAUCUGCGAUUCUUCUACGACGAAUACGUCGAUUGCUACGAUCCAAACAAGACAGACACAUACUCCAAAUGCUAUGACUUGGAUGGAGAAGCCAUUCAGAUUCAAGUGCUUGAUACACUCGGCGCCGACGACAGUCCAGCCACUCGCAGCGCCUACUUCCGUAACGGUGAAGGCUUCAUCAUGAUGUUUGGUUUAAAUAACGUAGCAAGCUUCAAGUCCAUUCAAGAGUACAGGAAGGAGUUGUUGAAGGUCCGCGAGUCUGUUGAUAUCCCAUUAAUUCUCGUUGGAAACAAGAGCGAUGUUCCUAGCGAGAGAAAGGUGUCGUGCGACGAAGCUCAACAACUCGCUCUCAAGUGGGGUUGCAGAUAUUUUGAGACUUCUGCUAAGACUCGAGACAACGUCGACGAGGCUUUCUACGAUUUACUCCGAUUGGUUAAGAUACAGAAGUAUUAAGUUGGAACCAAUUAUCAUUUUUGUACCUCAGGAAUUUUAUUUAUUACUCCCAUUAUUCUUCCCAAUUUAAAUGAAGGGCAGUCUCAUGCAACAUUUGGUAUUUGCAUCGUUUUUUUUGAUAAAAGUAUUACUUAUAUAUUUACAACCAAAAAUAUUCUUGGAUGACAAACUUAUUUUCUACCUUU